Messenger RNA from Physcomitrium patens, 3980 nucleotides. The record is from RefSeq and is a predicted model, not a curated record. Lineage: Eukaryota; Viridiplantae; Streptophyta; Bryopsida; Funariales; Funariaceae.
GGUGUUGGUGUCGAGGGCGAGAUUCAUUUCGAGGUCCGUCGGAGGAGGAUCGAGGAGGAUCGAGGACGAGGCGGGGUCUGCAUCCCACAGAAAAAAUAUAAAUAAAAUCGAUUAGCAGCAGUGAAAUUAUGAACCGCUGCUUCGAGUGGCGAUCCACCGUGCAAUCACGACGUCGCUGCCAGAAAAGACGAUGAUCCCAAUUUCAAGCGAAGUCGGUCGCGUGAGAUUGCCUUUUCCGGCUGCCUGAUUUUUAUUGUUUGCGAAAUUUCGGAGGUUUUGGGCCGUGGGUGGUGGAUUAUUACGUGUCAUGUGCGCGCCUGCACAGGCAUUCGUUCGGCAAUGUCAAUUCCAGUUUUGGGUGGAUUUCGAGGCUGCUUGUUCUUGCAAUUUCACGCAACGAUUGUAGGUUAGGGCUAACUUAGGCUGAUUUGUGGGUGGAGGAGCUCUAUGCUUCAAAGCUCGGUGGAGUAGAGUUGGGGCGACUCCAAUUGAGCCUAGUUGUGGGGAUCUGCCACUGGAAUUGAGUAUUUGCGGAGUGAGGUGAUGGGGUGAGGGGGGAUCCCUGCCGGUGGCCGAGGUUUGAGACUGAGAGUAGUGGACUUUUGGUUGUUUUGAGGCUAUUGCGGGUUUGUGCAUUGGCGGACAGGUAGGAUGCUGUAGAUUUUCCGUGGAGGAUAUUCAGAGAGGGCUGCGGGCAGAGUCUUUCGGUUGCGCAUUCGUAGGCUGGAAACGUGGAUUUCGACAAAGGAGCUUUGGAGCAGCCAUUAGAAAUCGUAGUGAAUUGUGGUGUACAGGAACUCCUUUUGUAUUCUGCAUUUCGAGGGAUGCAUUUUGAGUAGAUCUCACUGUGCUACUGAGACAGCUCUGAUGUUUUUCAGCCAGAGACCCAAAAGAUUGUGAAACAAAUUAUUCAGCAUUUUAACUGUUGCAAACCUCAUCAAGACUACACGUCCGAGCAUACCUGAUCUGCAAUUUCAUGCUGGCAAAAGAACGCCAACGGUGAAUUACAACAGGGAGUUUGAUGAUGUGAAAACGAGGAAAAGCUCCGAGUUGUUUGAAAGCGUAGUUUAGAAGUUAGCUUAACAUUCACGGUUGUCGAGGUAUUGUGAGUUACGUGGCUGGUUGGUCGAUCGCGACCAGGAGUUGUGAAAGGUAAUGAAGGCGCUUGGCUCGUGAUGGCGACUCUUGUUUCUCUGCAGCUUCUGCGCUUUUCUGGCGUGGAGGACUAUCAUGCUAGUCCUUGUUCCGUCUCUGCAUGCCUGAAAACGGCAUUCAGCAGUCGUCUUUUUCAGGGAUCUGGUUUAAGGAUAGCGUCUCGCCCCGGGGUAAUUUCUGUACGAACGUUGAUUGAAACAGCGGGCAGCCUUCUUGGAGGAGGGGCAUUGUGUUGUCCGUUAUGGAGUCAUCUUUCAAUGUCGAACAGCAGCUUGCGUGUGCGAGCUGCGCGUUUGCCAGUUACGGCAUCUCUUAUUCGGCCUAUUCCUACUGAGGACAUCAACCACAUAGCUGUGAUGUUUGUCAAUUAUGGUGCUCAGCUUCUCAAAAGAGCAUUUGAUCCAGUAGUCUUGGGCACAGAGGCGAGCCAAGCAAUCAAACAGCGUUUUGUCAACUUUAUUCGUUCACUUUCAACCGUCUUGGCUUUCGCCUUCUGUACUGCCAGUCUGACACAGCAGGUACAGAGGUUCAUGAUGGAGAAUCAUGAUGCAGAAGAGUCUCGAAAUGUCGGUGUACAAUUCAUUGGCAACACCGUAUACACUUCUGUUUGGGUAGCUGCAGUAUGCUUAUUUAUGGAGUUGUUGGGGUUCUCGACGCAAAAAUGGAUUACCGCCGGAGGAUUCGGAACUGUUCUUAUCACGCUUGCUGGUCGAGAGAUAUUCACCAACUUUCUGUCUAGUAUCAUGAUACAUGCAACUAGACCAUUUGUCGAAAAUGAAUGGAUACAGACGAAGAUCGAAGGUCAAGAGGUGUCUGGUACCGUUGAGCAUGUCGGAUGGUGGUCUCCAACUGUGAUUCGAGGAGAUGAUCGUGAAGCUGUUCACAUUCCAAAUCACAAGUUUAGUGUGAGCGUAGUUCGUAACUUGAGUCAAAAGAGUCACUGGCGUAUCAAAACACAUCUGGGAAUUAGACAUCUUGACGUCGGCAAAAUGACACUCAUUGUGGCCGACAUGCGGAAAGUGCUGGCAAAGCAUCCUCAAGUUGAACAGCACCGACUGCAUCGCCGUGUCUUUUUUGACCAAAUCGAUCCAGAGAACCAAGCUUUGUUGAUCUUGGUGUCAUGCUUCGUAAAGACUUCUCAUAUCGAAGAAUACCUGCGAGUUAAGGAGUUGAUACUCUUGGAUUUGUUAAAAGUUGUGAGUCAUCACAGUGCACGACUAGCAACUCCAAUCCGUUCUGUGCAACGUGUUGUUGAUGAAAAUGAGGCAAAAAGCUCUCCAUUCCGUGACAUGCGGAAUGUCAAUCAAAAUCAACAGCGGUCUUUGCUGCUUUUGAAUCCUCAACCUGCGUCAAGUGACGACGAGGAAGAAUAUAGCUCAGAUACUGUUUCAGGUGACAUAUCACGUCUCGCACAGGUUGUCAGAGCCACUAAAUCAGCGCGAACCAACGUUUUUGAAGAUAGUGAAAGUGAAAUCGAUGAAUCAGUGGAGGAGCAAACCAAUCCAGAAUCUCCCAGCGAUAUCAAGGAAUCGAAGAAAAACGCAGGUACAGCUGAUAGAAAUGUUAGAGUUAGAUCACUGCAGAGACCAGUUAUAGUACAACAGAACGCAAAAGAAUCAAGUCGUGAAGGGAGUCUUCACCAGGUGUCAGUCUUGACAGGAGACGCCGGGCCCAAUGGACAUGCGAUUCUUAGAGACAGAACUCAUGCAGAAACUGAAGCAAAGUUGGUUAGGUCCCAUUUAGACACAAGUUUACCACAGAAGCAGAGUGAAAACGGAAUGACCAAUACAGAACAUCCAGUUGCUGUGACUCCUGUUCUAGCAAGUGAGCUUCUUGUGGAGAUGUCCGAGGAGAAUGUGCCACAUUUGUACUCCAACAACGUUGGUCUUGACUAUGUGAGCGAUGAAGGUGUUGAGACUGCAUCGCUAGGAGGGACUGAUGAUCAAGUGAGUGACGCUGAAACUACGGCUCCCUCUGUGAAGAUUGAUAUCAAUGUUCGCAGUGACCUGACUGAUGAAAUUCUGGGAACUGCGUCCGUAACGAGUACCUAUAACCAUCAGGAGCAAUCACUAAGCCUUAAAGUGAAUAGAACACACGGAGGUGUUCGCGUAGCAAGCACAGAUGGUCCAUUGGGACAGCCACAUAUUUCACAAAUAGAUGAAAACGAAAAUCAAAGUAGCGCAGAUCUUGGUAGAACUCCACCAGAAAGCUCAGAUAACUCGUGGAGGCAGCCAUCAACUACGCAAGUUAAGGCGGGUGCUGCAAGUUCAUCACCCACAAAGAACGACAAUUUGUGGAAACAGCCGUCAGCCACAGAUGCGCAGAUGACCCAGAAGAUAAAACAUGGUCGCCCGACAGUGGAUCCAGAUCUAGUGCCUGGGGUGGCCAUAGAUGGCCCAAAACAUACCCUUUCUUUUGAUGAAGACAUUAUAAUCUUGGAUGAUUCACGAGGACUGGUGGCUUUGGGAAAACAUAACAGUAAUGAACGACGAAAUAGUUCCAGCCAUGGUGCUGUGAAUAGGGAAGGGUCAAGUGACAUACGGGACAGGGAGAGGUAACAAGCAACGAUUUCUCCAUUCUUCUAAUUUGUCCUAUACGAAGACCUCAUUUCAACUAUCGGCGCUUUGUUGCAAGGCCAUACUGAUUUAGCUUGACUUUCUGUCAAAUCCCCUAGUAGAUAUUUAGUUUCUGGAGGCUAGCACUUAAAUAGCACAACAUUGCUAUCACAUCACGUCACAAAAUUGUAUCAUUCUAAAUAUUUAAGCAUGUUAAUUGUUUGGGAGCCACAGGACUUCCGAAUUCAAGCACAUUGAUUACAAUUGCAA